AUGGAGGAUCUCAACUUGCCAGGUGGCAUUCCGGUUGAUACGGAGUAUGGAGGGUUCGAGGUUCUCGAAGAGGAAGAUGUCGCAGACUCCGCGUACUCCCAGGCCUCAUCGAUCCACAACUUCCGCGUCGAGCAUGGUCGUCGUUAUCACGAGUACAAGGAGGGCCAUCCGUUUCCCUACGACGAAGUCUCGAAGGAAAAUGAGGCCUCCCUUCACCACGUUAUCUUGCUUCUUCUUGGGGACAGGUACUUCCUGUCCCCUAUCGAUGAGUCUAGGUUGCGCUGUAUCGCAGACGUGGGGACUGGUUCGGGCUUCUGGGCCGAAGGUGUAGCCCAAAGAUACCCCAACGCUGAGGUUAUAGGAUUCGAUACAAUUCACCAUCCCCUCUCAGUUGAGCCGAAUUGCUCCUUUAUCGUACAGGAUGUCACGGAUGACUGGGUUCUCGACAACCCUGAUAUGCUGUUCGACCUCGUCCACAUCCGAAACCUCUUUGUCGGCGUGAAAGAUUGGAAACCUGUGUACCAACAAUGCUUUGAGAAAAUGAGGUCCGGCGGCUGGAUUGAACAAUAUGAAAUAGAGAUCAAUGCGAAGACGGACGACCCUAAUGAGCCAGCAGACAGCAGUAUGAUCAUGAAACUAAGGCACACCGCCGAAGACAUGGCAAGGACCACUGGGAGGGAUUUCCACAUCUCCAUGAAGAUGAAACACCUGAUUGAGGAAGCUGGCUUUGUGGAUGUGCAAGAGCAGAAGGUCAAAUUGCCAUUGGGGCCUUGGGCCAGUGACCCAAAGCUCAAAGACAUCGGGCGGUUCUUCGAACGAUUCUAUAAGACAGGCUUGCAGGGCUGGCUCAUGCACAUCUGCACCAGGUUUCUGGGGAAGAAGCCAGAAGAAGUUAAUGCCUGGUGCGCCCAAGCCUUCCAGGAGAUCAAUUCCCGACAACACCGUUACUACUUCCUACUGUAA
This is a messenger RNA of Cladophialophora yegresii CBS 114405, 963 nucleotides long. RefSeq lists its product as uncharacterized. The transcript has 3 exons. The record is from RefSeq and is a predicted model, not a curated record. Gene Ontology annotation, molecular function: methyltransferase activity. NCBI's taxonomy places the organism in Eukaryota, Fungi, Ascomycota, Eurotiomycetes, Chaetothyriales, Herpotrichiellaceae. The coding region runs from base 1 to 963 and encodes 320 amino acids.